Molecule: messenger RNA, 7497 nt
Organism: Doryrhamphus excisus (bluestripe pipefish)
Lineage: Eukaryota; Metazoa; Chordata; Actinopteri; Syngnathiformes; Syngnathidae
Gene: luzp1
Product: leucine zipper protein 1
Source: RefSeq, a predicted model, not a curated record
GGGGAAGGGCGUUCUCUUUGCGGUCAGAGCGGGCAGAGCCAUCCCGAGGGGUGGGUCUUCCUCCGGCGACAGCGGGGAAAGAAAAAAAAGGAAAAGCCACCUUUUUCAUUGUUGAGGACGCGGUGGAAUGUGAUGGUUUGAUGCCGAACGGACUAGGGAACGGGAUAUCCGAGAGAAAGAGGCUGAUUUCGGGAGAAGGGGGAAAAGGAGGAAACUCUCCCAGCUGCAGGGCUUCCAAGAACGGGAUGAACUUGUCUUGUCCUCCCCGGCUGCAGUGAGGACAACCGGCCGCGGUAGCUACACUCAAGCCGGGGUCGUGUUUUUGUGGAUAUACCGCUCACUCUCGCCUCAACGGAACACGUUGAAGAGGAUGGAGACUUUGGGAAGAGGAGGUUAACGUGUCAGAUAUGAAGGAUGUGUCUGAGAUAUGACAGAUUUGUCCACUAAAUGCCAAGCUGACGGAACUUCAAAGCUCCUCUUGUAAAAAGCCACUCCAAUUAACUUUACCUUUCACUUUGGCCAUCAUCUAACAUUCCUUUAGACUUCAACACUACCACACAAAUGUGGACCCCUCCAUACGCCCAAAUAACCUGAAGAAAAGAGCAUACGUUAAAAAUAUAAUAUAACACACAACACUUGAUAGCCAUGUCUGACAUGACGCAUCGCCACCUGCGGCACAAGCUACAAAGUGUCAGCAGGCGGCUGGACGAACUGGAAGAAGCCACUAACAAACUACAGAAAUCUGAAGAUGAGUUGCUGGACAUACAGGACAAGAUCAUCCAGGCAGAAGGCAGCAACUCAUCCUUGCUUGCCGACGUGGAGGCCUUGAGGAAACGCCUCUUGAAAAUCCAAGGCAAAGAUGAGGAGGUACGCAAAGCGGAGGACCUUUGCCGCACAGUGAGAGAGAAACUGGAAGAGGAAGAAACCCUCACAAAGGAGCUCAAAGCGGAGAUUGAACACCUACAGCGGAGGUUGGCAGAACUGGAGAAACUGGAAGAAGCUUUUGGGAAAAGCAAGUCAGACUGUAGCCAGCUCUGCCUCAGUCUCAACGAGGAGAAGAACUUAACAAAGAAGUUGUCUACUGAGAUGGAGUCCCUCAAAGCCCGUUUGAAGGAAAUGGAGACAUCAGAGUUGAAGCUGGACAAAGCAGAGCAAGCUUUAGCUGCUGAACUUGACAAACUCAAGGGAUUCUACCAGACAUUUGAGAACGAGCAUAAGAGGAUACUUGAGAAACAAAGAGAAGAUGAGAACCUCAUUCUUAAGCUCACAGAAAAACUAGAACAGCCGAAGAAUCGCCUUGGUAUUGGUGUAGAUCCCAGUCGUGCGGAUUUCAUGAGGUCAAGAAUUGAAGAUGAGCUGUCCUCCACGGGCAUUCUCUCCGGACGCAAGAAGAGCCUUGACUACAACAUGGGUCUGCUGAAUAAGUCCGAGAAUCAGAAGAACAGUGGAUUUGCAGGGUCACAGGAAGAAGACAACAAAGUGAAGGAGCUUACACAGGAAGUCGAAAGGCUGAAGAAUCGUCUUAAGCAGCUAGAGAUUGUCGAGAAUGACCUGAAGAGCUCAGAGUCCAAAAACGAUGAGCUUCACGAACAGUUCCAGAUGGAACGCAAGCGGGCUCGCCAAUUGAGCGAACAGGUGGAACAGCUCAGGACGCAGCUGUGCAGUAAAAGUGGAAUCGAAGGGAAUGGGACUAGCGAUGUGGAUAAACAAGGCAACGGAAGUAUUAACAUCUGCCCUGGUACCCUUGCCAAGCACCUGGAGAAUGGUAAAGCUGAGAAUGAAGAGAUUGCAAAGGGAAGUUUUCGGCAAGAGAAGCCAAAAUAUCGUAGCGCCGCGUCCAUCGCAGAACCCAGCUCGCCCAAGCACAGGAACAGGGAGCUCUCACCUCAGCACAAGAGAGAAACCAAGCUGAGGGCUAAAGAGCUCAGCAACUCAGAGGAGAGUCCUGCUAUAUCUGUGAAGAGAGCCCUCAGUCCUGCACACAAAAGUAGAAGGACGCCCAAAACCCAGAAUUCUCUCUUUUCAUCUGAUAACGGGAUAAAAGAGACAAGUCGAGGAAGUGAGGAAAAAACAUACAAGGGAGCCACGUACAGCUCUGUAAAUACACCUUCUAGUGAUAUUAAAAAAGUAUCUGUCCUUAGUCGCUACCCCCCAGCAGCUAACGACCACAAGCCCCUGAGGACAGCUCACAGGCAGAGUGAAGGGGAGAGCAAUAAGAACCGAAUGGAAAAGUUUUCAAAACUGUAUGCAGGUAGUGACAGUGAAUCAAACAACUCCGAUGUAGUCCCAGAGAGCAAUGUCUCCGCAAUGGAGAAGGACACCGAGUCCGCCUCACACCAGGAAUCAACGGAACAAGUUCAAGAUUCUGCGUUCGUCACCCCCAGGCUGUCCAAGGAAUCCUAUAAAGCUAACAGGUCCAUCGUCAAUCAACUUCUGCAGAAUGACCAGGGCUCAGAGGGUCAUUCGUCUGCAUCCGAAACAGAAUCCACUGGUUCAAGGCCCUCUGAACCAGAGACUGUAAAUGAAAUAUCUACUACAACCUCGAGCAGUAGGACGACAACCUCCAGAUAUCCUAGAUACUCCCAUGUCAAGGACUCCCAUUCAGAGGGUUCCUCCUCUCGAAGUUCAUUUGAUGAAGACCUCCACAGCAGAGCAAGUGUGCCCGAAGGCGGCAGAAUUAGCACUUCGUCCGUGAUGGGGAUCCAGCGGGUUUGCAGUCCACGCGAAGCGCUGAGAUCCAAAGCGGUCAUCAAGCCUGCCAUUAUUGAGAUCGACAGAAAAGAAGUGAUGAUAUCAGAGCCCUUCUCCGCCAAUGGCAAGCCCAAGUUAUCCACCAAACCCAUACUGACUACUACCAGUAAGAUGACCAGCAGUAUAACCAUAUAUCCCAACGACCCCAGCUCCUCUAGAACCAGCAGCCGCAGCAGUAGCGUGUCCAGUGAGCCUAUGUCUGCCAAGGAACGCCACACGUCCACCAGUAACUUUCUCAUCGGCCCGAGCAGUGACCACCAUGGCAGUGUCUCAAUCCCUUAUGAAAUCUCUAUCCCCAAGAGCGAGAUCACAAUGCAGCCAAGCCAGGACCAGGAUUCUGGUGCGGACUACCUCAAUGAUUCCUCGUGCAAGUCCAAGCUCCACAACACCUCCAGGAUGGAGACGUCCACAAGCCACAUUUACCACCAACGCAACUUCAGCCACCAGUCUCCCGACACCAACUCUGCAGACCUCAACGACACUGAAUCAGUCUUUGAUUCAUUCACCAGCUGGAGAAACCAAAGACAAAAACAGAGGCAGUCCCAGGAAGAGCGUCUACCAGACAUGAGGAAUGUAACUGUGAGAAGCACCUGGAAGAACCAAGGCACUACAUCGGCAGCGGAUGAGAAGGAGGCAGGGAGAGUCGGCGGACGCGUAAUCAUGGAUGGAGGAGGUUCAGAGGACGAGGCAGAAACCACAACAACAUGGAGGGCUUAUCUUGCGACGACAGUCGACUCUGAAGACACAGUGAGCCACAGAUCAAGAACCGGUGGGAAUAAUUCAGCAUCAGAAGGAAGCAAGCCAUCACCUGCAGAGGCAUACAUGCGGAACAUGAACAAAGACACAGAAGAACCAGCACUCCAUCGUGGCGGACGCGCUAAGGAAGCCCUAGGAAGGACCGUACCUCACGCACCAGUCACUUCACAGUCCUGGAGUCGCUCGUAUUCGCAAAAAUCACCGGGUGCAAAUAGCGGCGAUCACGGUCCAAACCAGAGCCACAACCAGGUCUCAUGGAGACAGCACCUCUCCAGCACUAACUCCCUCCCCCUGGGUAGCUCCUACGACCGGACGGGCAAGACGAGUACAUCCAGAGGGGAGCAGUGGUCUGCUCGGGCUCAAGGGUCCGUGGGCAAAACGGAAGGAAAGGCCGCAGCGUCAGGGAGUCGUCUGUGGAGCCAUCGCCAGGCCGAACAUCAUUAGCACAACCUAAAGGAAGGUCAGCAGGUGGCAGCAGGUGCAGUUCAAUCAGCAAUCAGCCACAUAAAAAUAAAAAUCACCAUCGCAUGCGUCCUCUUCUGCCCGUUGGAUGUAUCAUCUCUUGUCGUAAACGAUGACAAAGCCCAUGAACGACUUCAUCUGACAAACUGCUGCGUCACACUUGACACGCGUACGGCCACGGUGACUUUCAAUGUGACCAAAAACAGGAAGCGAAUAACUCCAAAUUAAGCAACCGUGUCCGUCUUUUUGGACUUUGACGCACUUCGCCGCACACGUCGGAUGACAAAUGACGUUUGAUGAAUAAUGACUCAGCAUGUUACCAAACACACAUCUUACAUUUUAAAAACCGGGACCUUUUAUUUGUUGUCAUGACAUAAUAAUUCGCUUCCUGUUGUGUACUUUUUUUUUUUUUAUGUACCGCUUUCUGCUGAUAAAUCUCAACUAAAUGCACAUUUAGGAAAGUAUAAUAAUUGAUGUUGGAACUCUGGACUACAUUUCCCAUGGUGCUUCUCUUUCUUUAAACAUAUGCUGUACCUGUGUCUUCAAUCACUGAGCGAUAUCAUGUUGCUUUUUGGGUUGUCAGAACAUUUGCACAUGCCAGCCAAUCAUAGGACGAGACAGGUGGAAGAGGGCGGGGUCACUGAAUGCACGGAACAGAAGCCCAUAUGGCCAUAUUGUGGCAAAAGACUGUAAUAUGUUAAAAUUUUCAAAUUAGCUUUCACAAUAUUUGAAGAAAAAGAUUUUUUUCCUAAAUUAUUUUUGCUGCAGAUUCAUGUAUAGUUGAUUUACUAGAAUUUUUGUUUUUAAUGACAAACUUAUUAUUAAAAUCUUAAAAUUUUUUGCUGCAAAUUCCACAAUUAAAAAAAAAAUCGACUUAUUAUUAUUGUAAUUCACCCGAAUGUAAGACGACGCUGAUUUAUAGUUCUCCUAGCAUCUUUCCGGGUCACUGGUGUGUGAGUGACAGGAAGAAAAGCUUGUUUUCCGCCACCUGUAGGUAUCAAUCUCGAGCAGCCAUACUUAUCGGUUUCCAUCGGAUAUUUCCGCAAAUUCAAAUUCAAAUUUCACAAAAGUUGUCAAUACUUCCUCAGGUACAGUAAUUGAGUAUGAUUUGGUUUUAAGACCAACCUAGAACCGAGACCGCAAUACUCCGAAAUCCCGAAACUCCCUUUGGAUAUCUAGCUAGGAAGAUCCGAACCUGGAAAAUGGAGUUAAGUUCAUAGUCUCUAACUCGCUAAAAAGGUCAAAGGUUGUUGUUUUUUUUUUUGUCAACUGACUUUGGGGUGUCCAAAUGCAGUAGUGAAACCGUAGAAGGGUGUCUGGGCCUGCCGGAGAUACGCUGCUACUCGAGUUGAACCUCGAUAUGACAUCACUGCAGUUUUGUUUCGAAAUAGCAACCCACCUGUUUCACUGACCACCAUAAAUCACCUUAAGGCUUGACUGGUGGCUGGCGAAGACAAUUUUGGCACCUCCAGACUCCCAUUUUUCUGUGUUGAAAGGUUAUCCUGCGUUCCAUUCGGCACUCUAGCCGUCGCCAUAUGGUAGCUUAUUAGUAUGACGGUUUAAGGGAGAGGCUGGCUGUUGUUUCUAACUAUUUCCUUCACUUAUAAGCUUCCACACACUCGAAACAGCUUUGUCGUUCCGCAAGCAAAGCAGUUUUUUCAAAUAUAAGACGACCACUCUGUCAAUUUAUUAAUUUAUUUUAACAUCAAAAACAUUUUUUCUAAUUGUUUGAUAAUUAAGCUUUAUUCAUUACCGUUAUCGUAAAAUUAGCGUCAACACCUUUGAGAAAACUUUUUUUUGACAAGCAGGUCUCCGUUUGCAGGUUGCUGGUGUGUGUGAGCGACAGGAAGACAAGCUCACUUGCAGGCAGAUAUCACUAGACCUCGAAUAUAAGACAACACUAAAAUUAUAUUUUUUUUCAUGUUCAAUAAGAAUGUUUUAAAUGGAAAUUACUAGCUUGUCGGCCGAGUGGUUAGCAUGCAGGCCACACAGCUAGGAGACCCUAGUUUGAUUCCACCCUCGGGCAUCUUUUUGUGGAGUUUGCAUGUUCUCCCCGUGCAUGCGUGGGUUUUCUCCGGGUAUUCCGGUUUCCUCCCACAUUCCAAAAACAUGCUAGGUUAAUUGGCGACUCCAAAUUGUCCAUAGGUAUGAAUGUGAGUGUGAAUGGUUGUUUGUCUAUAUGUGCCCUGUGAUUGGCUGGCCACCAGUCCAGGGUGUACCCCGCCUCUCGCCUGAAGACAGCUGGGAUAGGCUCCAGCACCCUCCACAACCCUCAUGAGGAGAAAAUGAAAAGAAUAAAAGCUUGUAAUUUCUUAGAAAUGUUUUUUCAUAAUUUUCAAAUCAUUAAUAUCUCGACGUCUUACAUUCUUUUGCCACAAAUUCAACAAGUAAAAAAAAAGACUAUUCUGAAUACCUAAAGCAUGUAUAAAUCUCUAGACCUCAAAUAUAAGACGACCUGUCGUUUUCAGAUUUUUUUUUGUAUACAAUACAGUAAAAUAAAAUACUUCAGUCUUGUGAAAUAAAAAUCAGUCCGCCUUUAUUGUGGUAUUAUAAUCUGCACCAAACCAGCACUUACCUUUAAGACCCCUUAACAGAUGAAUGCCCUCUUUUAUGGUCAAAAACCUGCUUGACUCCUAAUGCUUCAGUGUGCUUUCAUUUACUGUAAAAUUCAUCAAAUCAGUCGUAAAUGUUGUGCCAAAAAAAGAAUCAUUCCACCAUAUUUGUAGUUCCUCCUCCAGCUGGAUCUCCUUUUUUAUUUCUUUCUUAAAACAACAAAAAAAUAUGUCUUAUUUUGGAAGCUGAUAGAUUUAUUUAAGGAAAACAAAUCUUGUAAUUUUGUAAAGUGGGCCUUAUUAUUAAUGGAAUAUAUUUGUCCAUCUUUUGUGGUUUCAAGAACGGUAUAUAUAUAUUAUUUUUUUUUGUAUGUUAUAUUACACUCCUGGAGAGUAUUUCAUCCUGUAUUAUUUUGUGUUUUUGUUGUUUAAGUACAUUUCUCAUUAACUGGAGGACAACAAAAAGGGCGGGGUUAUGUGGCGCUCAUUUGGCCUUCAAUUCAGGGUCUUCUGUGCUCUUUGUUCUGCCAAAGAAAGGAAGAAAUAGGAAUUUAAGGAGCGUACCAUCAAUAACAGAGGGGUCAAACAUGGUAAUAAAAAAAAGGUUUUUGUUAAGUGGAAUCUGUGAGGGAAAGGUUGUGUAUUUUUGCUUUUCUUCACUUUUAGACGUAAACAAUGUGCAUGUUUUAACUUUACUGGCGCAUGUAGCUCUCUUGCCAACUGUACAGCAGACCGUAUGUAUUCUAAUAAAAAUAAAAUGCAACAUCUUUGUUAAACAUGCUGAGUCUGACUAAAUCUGUGCAUUUUAAUGUCUGUCAGCAAGUUUGUAAUUUGGCACGAAUUGGCGAAGAGCUCACGCUGGUGUGGAAUGCGAGACAUCAGCAAGUGCUUCCCUUUAAAAAAAAAAAAAAAAAAAAAAAAGGAAAAAAGACGUUUUGUCCAAUGCAAGUCUACUUUUUAGCAGCUCAUUCAUAUA